This is a messenger RNA of Closterium sp. NIES-65, 1536 nucleotides long. Lineage: Eukaryota; Viridiplantae; Streptophyta; Zygnematophyceae; Desmidiales; Closteriaceae. The record is from the annotation of a GenBank genome assembly.
AUGGGUGAACAGCACGUGGUGCUGAGUGUCAACGGCACAGAGGAACCCUUGGUCAAGGAGGUGUCACCAUUCACUUUCACAGAUGGCAGUGUAUACACUGUGUGGGUGGAUUAUGAGCAUCGGAAUCCCAGCAGCAUUCAAGUGUUCCUGGCGGAUUCAAAGAUGAAGCCAGAGGAGCCACUGCUGCAGGGGAAGGUGUCGCUGUGUGCGGUGCUGCAGCCUGGAGUGAAGCAGACGGCGUUCUCAUUUGGUUUUGUGGCGUCCAACACUGUGAAGCCCUUCCAGCUACAAGGCAUUUACUCCUCCGCUGUGCAAACAGGCAAGGUUAUUUCGGCAGGCGCUCCUUUACCCAAGCCAGUCCAGUCCAAUGAGCAAGCUUCACCUUGCUUCACCGUCGCCUUCCUCUCAGAUGCGUGCUGGGCGUAUGCAGUGGUGGCGAGUGUGGAGGCGGCAUACGGCAUUGCAAAGCAGCAGAGCGCUCCCCGGCUGGCUGUUGAGGCGCUCUUUGCGCUCAUGGGGCUCUCCGACUCUGACAAGUGCUCCGCUGGCGGCUCCCCCACGCAGGCCUUUGAGAAGCUUGUGGCACUUGAUGCCACCAGUGGGCUCACAGGGGCCAGCGACCCGGCAACUACAUACCCGGUGCAGGUGUUUGAGCAAGCGCAGUUCAAGGGGUAUGUGGGUCUCAUGCUGGCAGUGCAGCGGCAGCCAGUGUUGGUUCACAUCGAGGCAUCUCCAACCUUCAUGCGGUAUGAUGGGACCUUUAAAUACCAGGAUCCUGGUUGCUACACAGGCAAUCUCAACCAUGUUGUACUCGUUAUUGGCUACUUCAUUACAAGAAAUGAUGGCAGCCAGAACCGCAUUGCUCCUCCGUUUUGGAUCAUCCGCAACUCGUGGGGAGAGGAUUGGGGCAACAAGGGCCACAUUCGCAUGGACAUUCAGGGAGGGGACGGCGUGUGUGGCAUCAACGUGCUGCCUGGCAUCUACCCCAUUGUAAAGAAGGUCCCCCAGAGGUGGCUGGGAGUGUGCAGACCUUAUACCCCUUUUUAUUCCCCAAUAUUUCCCCUCACUUUCAUCAUAGUAACCAUGCUUGUCUUAACUCUCUGUACUAUCUGCCUCCUCGAUACGCGUGUGGCAGUGGACGUGUGUGGGUCAUACUUCAAGAACCCCUGCUACGUGGGAGCAUGCAUCAACGAUGGCAAGGGCUCUUACUCUUGCAUUUGCCCUCCCAACCACGUUCAAAGCACAACAGUUGACGGUUUCCCCACCUGCGAUCCAACUAACACCACGGCCACCACAGUGACAGUCAGUGGAGACAACUGGUGGUGCUCAGAUGUUCAUCGGCUUAUUGGCCUCUCACUGACUGACUUCACAGACCAAAACAGAGGCAUUGACUGCAGCCAGCCAUUGCCCAAGGGAAGUGUCCUUCAGCUGGCUAAUACUCCUGCCACACCAUGCACUGCUUUCUUCUACUCCCUCAAUGUGAGACCUGCUGCUUUCUUGCCCACACCACAACAUGCACUCGACCAACUUGCAUAG